UUGCAGGAGUUGCCAAUGCACCAACGAGGAGAUGCAGUGAGUUCCAUGGUAUAUGAGGCAAACGCAAGGGUACGUGAUCCAGUGUACGGAUGUGUAGGGGCAAUAUCAUCGUUGCAGCAACAAAUUGACCUUCUUCAGACCCAGUUGGCUCUUGCACAAGCUGAGGUGGUGCAUAUGCGAAUGCGCCACUUCUCUUUAUCAAUGUCUAGUGCAUCCACCGAUUCACCAGACAAUAAUAAUUCACCACCACCACCACCGUCGUCCAAGCUCAUGUCAUCUUCUCAUCAGACCAAGUCCCUUUUUAACAUGGACGCCAUGGUGGUUGAUCAUCCCAAUAUGGGGGAGUCCUUGUGGUCAUGCUAGCUUUAAUUGCAUGAGAAAGUUUAAACGAGUUUCGAAAUUUCACAAAAUAGAAUAUAGAUGUGAGACAAAAUGACGAGAUGUUUGUCUCACAUCUGUGUUCCGUUAAAUGAAAUUUUAGCAUGGAUGUUUGCUCUUUUACGAUUAUUAUCAUAGGCUAGCUUUCUUUAUUGUCUGCCUAUUUUCUGGCUUCUUUUACUUAAUUACACAUCUUUAUAGCAGCAACACAUCUCUCUACUUGACCCAGAGAUGAUGAUGAUGAUGAUGAUUAUUAUUAUUAUAAUCAUUAACCAUAUUGUAAAUGUCUUCAGCAUAUAAUUAUGAGUUAUUAUAUAUAUAUAUAUAUAUAUAUAUAAU
Messenger RNA from Camellia sinensis, 717 nucleotides. The record is from RefSeq and is a predicted model, not a curated record. NCBI's taxonomy places the organism in Eukaryota, Viridiplantae, Streptophyta, Magnoliopsida, Ericales, Theaceae.